AUGAUCGAGUCGCUCAUCCCAAAAGAGUACAUGUCGUACUUCGACGUACUACCUGACGUCCAUAAAGUGGCCAAUGUGGCCAUCUCCAUGACACCACUCUAUACAUACGGAACAGCCUGCUGGGGCAUCUACUACCGGAAACUGUCGGUGGGCUUCUCCAUCGAUAUUUGCGCCACCAUGAUCAUGGCCUCGGUGCUCCGUAUCUUAUACUACUUCAUCGCUCCAUACGAGGUGGCUUUACUUCGUCAACUGUUCAUCAUGGUGUUGAUGCAGUGUCUUUUACUUAAAGUACUGCUCAAGUAUCGUCCGGCUUCAUAUAAUCCCGACACACUCUCGGAUCCACCGGAUAUCAGCGAGAAACUCGCCAAUCUUCCCAAAUUGUCCACCUCUCAGUAUCGCUACGACACCUCACAAUUCUACAGUUUCCUUCUCGGUUUAACUGGCCAGUAUGCUGGCAUUUUCUUCUCUCAGACCAUCUGCCUCUUCGAUGUUUACUACAAAAGACCAGCAUGUUUCUGGCAAUGGAUCGAUGAGUACAGAUACUGGAGGUUUAUAGCCGUGUUCUCAACGACGUUUGCGGUGUUAACGGUGAUGUUUCGGAACAGCACCUUCUAUGCAUCUUUCAUUGGCAUUUUCGGGCUCUUUAUCGAGGCUCUUCUUCCUCUUCCACAGAUCCUCAUGCUCCAACGGCUCCGAACCGUUGAGAACUUCAAAGUCAUCUUAUUGGUGUCGUGGUUGUGUGGAGAUUGCUUGAAACUCAGCUACUUAUUUUUCGGAACAGAUGACGUGUCAUCAAUCUUCAUUCUUGCUGGCUUGUUUCAGAUGGCUCUCGAUUUAGUCAUCUUGUACCAGUAUUUUCAUUUUAGAGCCCUCGACCAGCAAAAAGCAUCGGCGCUGAUCCCCAUGUUUGAAAUGCCUCCGGUGGCUACUACCCACGAAUAA
Sungouiella intermedia is the source of this 942-nucleotide messenger RNA. The record is from the annotation of a GenBank genome assembly. NCBI's taxonomy places the organism in Eukaryota, Fungi, Ascomycota, Pichiomycetes, Serinales, Metschnikowiaceae.